AACGACUUAGAUUGUUGCGCAGCUACAGUAAUCACAGAGACACUCCACUGGAGAAAAGACGCACAGGCGAUCAGAACGCUAUUUAAUGCUGUUUAAACCUUAAGCGUUUAUAAUUUGCAGUUAAACUCUGGUCUGGAGCAGAAUGAGUUAAACGGCUCAUCCGCGCGCUCAGCCGAACAGAGCUGCUCACCGGCAGCAUCUGUAAUCAUGCCCGGUAAUGGAACCGAGGAAGCACCCGACGACAGCACGGAGAUGGAGCAAAAACGUUUGGAAAGCGGUACCAUGAGGACUGACUUGGAGGCUGGGAGUUGCAGCGCUGCAAUCCACUGUCGUGAUGUGUGUCGUUCAUAUGGGAAACUUAAAGUCCUCAGCAGUCUCAACCUGACAGUGCCUCAGGGCCAAAUUUAUGGGCUGCUGGGGCCAAGUGGCUGUGGGAAGACUACGUUGUUGAAAUGCAUUGUGGGAACUCUAAAGAUCUCACAUGGUCAUAUAACAGUGCUGGGGAAACCACCUGCUUUCCCAGGACAUGAAGUGCCAGGAAGGAUGGUGGGAUACAUGCCACAGGACAUAGCUCUGUACAAUGAGUUCACUAUCAGCAACACGCUAUGGUUUUACGGUCGAAUUCAUGGCCUUUCGUCUAAAGAGACAGAAGCCAGGAUGAACUUCCUCAUUGACUUCCUAGACCUGCCACAGAAAAACAGCCUUGUGAGAAAUCUCAGUGGAGGCCAGCGACGACGUGUCUCACUUGGAGCUGCUCUGCUACAGAACCCACAACUUCUGAUCCUGGAUGAGCCCACUGUGGGAGUGGACCCUGUUUUGCGUGCCAAGAUAUGGCAGCACCUGGUAGAAAUUGUAAGAGGAGGACAGGUUUCCGUCAUUAUUACAACGCAUUACAUUGAGGAAGCCAGGCAAGCCAAUACGGUGGGUUUGAUGAGGAAUGGUUGGUUGUUAGCUGAAGGUCCCCCGGAUGCUGUUAUGAAGCAACACAAUGCAGCAACAUUAGAGAGUGCGUUCUUGCAACUUUGUGAGGACUCUGAUCAGAUGGGCUCCAAACAAAGUCCUCAAGGCCGUCUGCUGGACAGCAGCCCGUCUCCAGAUAGUAUGAGAGAUGAGAGCAGAGAGCCAAUACUGAGAAAGAGCACACCAGAGGACAUACCCAAAUAUAAAGCUGACUGGAAAGUGCGAGCCAGACACGUCAUACCAAAAUGGCGUAACAUUGCAGCGCUGAUGAUCAAGACAAUGGUUCGGAUGAGGAGAAUGCCAGGGUCCCUCUGUUUCCAGUUCCUGUUGCCUGUAAUUCAGAUUUGUCUGAUGUGCUUGUGUAUUGGUGGAGAUCCCAGAGGCAUUGAUGUGGCUGUGGUCAAUAAUGAAACAAGUCCCAGUGCCUAUAGUAGAUCACUGCUGUCCUUCCUCGACAACACGAGUAUCUACCAGGUGAGCUUGUCUCAUUCUGAAGCUUUUGCUGGUAUCCAUAAUGGGGAAUACUGGGGCGUCAUAGAGUUCGGGGAGAAUUUCACCAGCUAUCUAACCAAAAGGAUGCUGCAGCCCAGAGUCUCCAAAGAAGUGGUUGAGGGAGGGUCAGUACAUGUUUGGCUGGAUCUGACCAACCGACAGAUUGCCCUAAUGCUGCAGAAGAAAGUCCACGAGGCUUUUGAGGCUUUUAUUGAGACGAAGCUGGGGAGUUUGUCAUACAUGGUGGCUGUCCCUAUAAAAUUUGAAGAACCAAUAUAUGGCAGUAAGAACACAGAUUUCACAACAUUUGUGACACCAGGAGCAGUUUUGAGCAUUACAUUUUACCUGGCAGUGGGGUUGACCGCUCUGUCCUUUGUGUUAGAGAGAAAGGAGGGGCUGUUGGACAGGUGCUGGGUGGCAGGUGUAAGUUCUCUGGAGACCAUGCUGGCACACCUCUUCUCACAGCUGUUUGUCAUCAGUGUUCAGAUCAUCCUUCUGCUGAUCUUCAUCCUGUUGGUCUUCAAAAUUCCUAAUGAAGGAUCUCUGGCUUUGGUGAUCUCACUGAUUGUGCUGCAAGGAGUGACGGGAAUCUCCUUCGGGCUGGUCAUCUCCUCUGCUAUCGAUGACGAGCAGUCGGCCAAUCAGGCGGCUCUUGGAAUCUUCUACCCCAACCUCAUCAUUAGCGGUGUUAUCUGGCCGGUUGAGUGUAUCCCAUAUCCUUUGCGUUAUUUGAGUCUAGUCCUGCCCCAGACCUACGCAUCUGAAGCCCUGCGCUGCAUCAUGUACAGAGGUUGGGGUCUGUCCCGCAUGAUGGUUUGGCGAGGUUUUGCGGUCACUCUGGGCUGGAACACAUUCUUCCUCAUGCUGGCCACAGUCAUUCUCAAGCUGAGAACGUGAGAGGCUCAGCUAAAGAAAGGUGCUUCAGAUUGGGUAUAGUGGUGUCAGGCGAGGCCAAAAAAUGAUUGCCAAUGGAUCUGCCAAUCUGAGCCUCUCUCUCCUUUAAUAUGCCAUUCACCCAAAACUGGCCUCCCAAGGACCAUCAGCAUGAAACUCAGGGCAUCCAUCAACCAGCUAAGAGACCUAUUCAACCGUUUAUUGACAAUGUGACUCAUAACACUCAGUUUCACGUGGGCUUCAAUUAUUUAAAAAACCCAUCAAAGAAGAAAGGAGGUGUUGAAGCCAACUGUUGAAACUUUCCAUAUCCUCUAUUUCCCAUGGUUUAUGUAACACAUCCUGAAUUCAAAUUACUGACUAGGUUUCUUAGUGCAUGUUUUUUAUGCCUUUUCUGUGCCAGUAAACCUUUAGACGGUACAGCCAGACACGUAAAUUGCUGUAGGGAAGCCUAAAAUGUUGGCCACCCUUUUACUCCCUCAUCCUGAACUGAAAGAACACUGGAUUCUUCACUGAGCACUGUUCACCCUUUGCAUAGUAGUGUUUGUUUUCCAAAUCGCUGCUUGUUCUUUUUUUUAUGAUAAAUGUUUUUAGAUUAGCAGUCUGGGUGUUAAUCCAUCAAGUGCCAUAAAAAAUGAAGGAAGGACUACAAUGUUUACAUUUGAGCACAUAGCAGGCCACCUGCGAGUUGAACUGAAAAGACGCAUCUAGUCCUGUAUUUUAAUAUAUGUAUGUUAUAUUUGAAAGACAACAGCACAAACUGCAUUACAAUGCAAGCCAUAUGCUGAGUUACUUGGAAUCGUCAUAAAAUUUGAUGAAUAUUUUAGCGUGCAAUAUUUGAUGAGCAGAAUACAUCAAGAAUAUUUUAAAUGUACACUGAAUGCUUAUUGGGUUGGGGGAUAAAUCUUAGGUGUGUUUUAAAAUGUCAACAAAUUUAUUAUGGUUUCAUAUUUUCUCUUUGAAUCUUCAGUUCAACAAUAGGAUACUUGAUUUCUACCUUUACCUUGGUACACUGACCAGCUCCCGGUUCUGGUUUGGUUUACAGUCUCUACACCACAGUCAGACUGAACAAAUCUAGGCCUUCCUUAACUCAACUGAAAGACUGCAAGUUGCAAAAAAAUUGUUAGUUUGUUUUAACUACAUUUAAAUUUGGUUUACAUUAUAUCAACUAUCUGUACUUUGAAUAGUCGAAAAGUUCACAAACGGAACACUAGUGUUUUUUCAUGUAAAUGGAAAAUGCUGCUGAUUAAAAGUUCUGCAACUAUUUAAGAAUUAUGAAACAGUCUUUUCAGUGUAGUUCCAAUGACGCCCACACUAAAGGCUGGAAUUUCAUGGUAUGUUUUGAUGGAACAAGCUGACAGUUGAUUUUAGGACUAGAGCUUUGUUAGCUCUAGAUUUUUUUUCUGGCUCCGGUUGAGGCUUAGAGACAAAUGUUUGGCAAGGGUUUGUUAAGUACUGUGCCAUUUUGAAAGGUCAUCGUGUCACCUUUAUACACACACGAGACCAUUAUUUGCUACCUCUUGAAUUGUUGCAUAUAAAGCCCUUGUAUAUGUGCACAUUGACAUGCUCUCAGUGUAAAAUGAUCUUUAUGGAAUUAAUAACAUCUUUUUCAACAAUAAAUCUUUUUAAUAACCUCUUCA
Labeo rohita (rohu) is the source of this 3983-nucleotide messenger RNA. It is a transcript of the gene abch1, whose product is annotated as ATP-binding cassette, sub-family H, member 1. Gene Ontology annotation, molecular function: ABC-type transporter activity; ATP binding; ATP hydrolysis activity. The record is from RefSeq and is a predicted model, not a curated record. NCBI's taxonomy places the organism in Eukaryota, Metazoa, Chordata, Actinopteri, Cypriniformes, Cyprinidae. Bases 208 to 2349 code for a protein of 713 amino acids. Gene Ontology annotation, cellular component: ATP-binding cassette (ABC) transporter complex; membrane. The transcript is spliced from 20 exons. Gene Ontology annotation, biological process: transmembrane transport.